AUGAAAACUCUCCGCAGGAUGCCCAAAUCCACCAACAUCCGCAUCGACUUCCUCGACGAGAUGACGAUCACUUCCAUCACGGCCAACACCUUCGACUCUCACAGCGAUGCUGACCCUGCUCUCAGCACGUCUCGACAAAAUUCGGCGAGUUGGAUGGCUACAGCGAUCGAUGCCACAAAGCUCGAAAGGCGAGACAGUCUCCUCGAAAUUGAUGACCAGGUAGCCGAUGAAGUCCUCGAAAUCGACGAAAUGGUGUCAUUUGGUGGUAGAGUCCCAUCCUCGCUCGACAAUGUCCUUCGCUACGCAGAGCAGGAAUGGUGUCUUCCUAGGCUUCACGGGUUCCCGUACAUCGAGCCGACAGCCGUGCCAGGACACUCAAGCUCGCCCAUCGCCUCAGCAAGCAGCAUGAACAGCUCGAUUCAGACCGAGAGUAAGUUCUCCGUCAGACGUCGCGGCAAAUUUCCGAGCCAGGCUACCACAUCAUCGUCCGCUGAGUACAGUGUUGACUCAAGUAGAUCAAGCAUUGCUACCUCGAACGGCCAGACGGAAUCGAUUCUCGCUGGGAGCUCCUCUUCGAGUCCCAGCUCUGGCAGAGAUGAAGGCGGUCUGAUCUGUGGCGGCCGAGGCGCGUUCGCUGCUCUCCGCAAGACUCUGUCUCGUCGGAAGCCAUCGAGACGCGGCAACACCACCGUCUACCCGAAGUCUUCAGGCCAUCACGAACACAUCACCAUUCCCACAGCACCUAAGCCUCGAGCAAUCUCAGCAACUCAUGCUUAUCUCCUCACCAACGAGUCCCGCCUGACCGCCCUCGAUCACGCCUGGGCAACAAUGGGCAUGCCCGACUUCCUCGUCUGGCUUCUCGAUGAGUUCGAGUUUGUUCGCCCUUCGCCCAGUGCCAUGAGCUGGCUGAACCGUGUUGAGAUUGGAGACACUUCGCAGUUCAAUUGGCUUCAUUGGGAGCGUAGUGUUGAGCAACUUGUGGCUAGUCUGCGGGAUGAAGAUGUCUGGAUCGAGGGCGAUGAGUUUGGAGAUGUUGCGGAGUGUGUGAUCGAGACGUUGGAGGUGUGGUUGGUAGAGGGGUAA
Molecule: messenger RNA, 1083 nt
Organism: Fulvia fulva
Lineage: Eukaryota; Fungi; Ascomycota; Dothideomycetes; Mycosphaerellales; Mycosphaerellaceae
Exons: 1
Coding region: 1-1083 (360 amino acids)
Source: RefSeq, a predicted model, not a curated record